Messenger RNA from Entamoeba histolytica HM-1:IMSS, 348 nucleotides. RefSeq lists its product as uncharacterized. The coding region runs from base 1 to 348 and encodes 115 amino acids. The transcript has a single exon. The record is from RefSeq and is a predicted model, not a curated record. Lineage: Eukaryota; Evosea; Mastigamoebida; Endamoebidae.
AUGGACAGCGAAGACCGAAUAGAAAAUGUGAAAAUAGAAAAUAUAGAUAUAGUUAGUCUAAAAAUUUACUUUAUUGAAUUAGACACUUUAGAGGAUUUCUGCGAUUACCUCGUAGAUUGUUUUAAGAAGGAACAGAAAUUUUAUUUAGAAGAUGAUAAAUUUAAUAUGAUAAUGGAAGAAGAGGCUAAAUUAGUUAAUUCCAUUUAUGAAAUAAGUUCUAAUAUCAAGAACAGCUAUGACGAUAUUUUACAGGCUUUUGAAAUAAGGGCUACUGAAAGGCAAAGAAGAAGAAGAGUUGCCAUUUCAAGAGAAUUGAAUAAGAAACCAAGAGUACUAAAAGAUAAUUAA